Aquila chrysaetos chrysaetos is the source of this 4563-nucleotide messenger RNA. It is a transcript of the gene NDST4, whose product is annotated as N-deacetylase and N-sulfotransferase 4. Lineage: Eukaryota; Metazoa; Chordata; Aves; Accipitriformes; Accipitridae. The coding region runs from base 1020 to 3641 and encodes 873 amino acids. Gene Ontology annotation, cellular component: Golgi apparatus. The transcript has 15 exons. The record is from RefSeq and is a predicted model, not a curated record. Gene Ontology annotation, molecular function: deacetylase activity; heparan sulfate N-sulfotransferase activity.
ACUCCAGGUGUAAAACCAGAAGCUGAAAGUGGCAUUUUCCUCCCGCAUUUUGGGCGGGCGGGCAGGCAGGAGGGGAGGUGGUCCAACCGCACAAUGACAGAUUAUGCAAAUCCUCCCGGAGCAUCUAAUCAAUCACGGCGGUGGGAGAGGAAUGCAGCUCAUCUCCGAACGAGCCUCCAUCGCCGCGUCCUCGUGUGAAGCAUCCCCCCUCGGUUCGAAUGACAUCAGAGCGGCUCCGAGUCCUUGAAAGUCUGGGGGUUGAUUAGCUGGAGGAAUUGGCCGCUUCUGCCAAUCACCACCCUGCAAAGCCGCCUCGAUACUCCUGUAGAUAUGAGGGAGAGGGAGGCUGACUACAGCAAACAGGAGGCACAGCGGCAGCACCGGCGCUAGUAACGGGAGCAGCUGGUAUUCGGGUGAUUAAAUAGUUCUCGCAGCCUUUUUGCUGUAGCCUGCCUGCUCCCCGGUGUAAUCCCCAUGUCCGAGAAGGAAGCUGCGUUUUUAACGGUGUGCUGAACAGAGGUUCGAAUCAUUCCAGCUGGCUGCUUGUUUUGAAAAGGACAGUCUGUGUAUAAAUGAGAUGUGACUGUGCCGGUAGAGUUCAGUUACUGGGGCUGGAGCAAGAGGAACCUUCCCGGGAUGCCGCUCAGACAGCUGCUUUCAAUUGAAAACUCUCCCUAGUUUACCUGGAGCCAUGUGAAGAGAUUUGAAUAGCAGAUGUCUCUUUCCUGCACACUAGGAAGAGAAAUUCUUCUCUAGAUAAUGUUAAGAGUCCUCUUCAUUGAUUAUUGGCAGCUGCUGCAUUCCGAGAAAACCUCUUUCAGUUUAGCUUUCCGAAUCCUUUGACUUCCCGCUCCAACAGCUUUAUAACCUCCCCGACAGCUUCAUAAAUGCACUGCAAUGGUCACAUGAACGUCUCGGGAGGGGAAUCGGCACCUCUGCAUCUCCUCAUUCCGAUGGCACUUUAGGAAAGAACACCAAAAAAGCAGCAAGUCCAACGGAAGUCGGAAGUCCUGCGAAAGAUGAAUCUAAUCGUGAAGCUCCGCAGAAGUUUCAGAACGCUGGUCAUUCUCCUAGCGACCUUCUGCUUGGCAAGUAUUGUCAUUUCUGCCUAUUACCUUUACACCGGCUACAAGCAGGAAAUGGCCCUCGUGGAAAGCACCGGAGAAGCUGAGUGUGAAGACCUCAAGCUUCUACCAUAUAGGUCCGCGGAGCUGAAAACGGCUAAGCCAAUUGAUCCAUCUAAAACUGAUCCCACUGUCCUCCUGUUCGUGGAAAGCCAGUACUCCCAGCUGGGGCAAGACAUCAUAGCCAUCCUCGAGUCCAGCAGAUUUCAGUACCACAUGGUCAUUGCACCAGCUAAGGGGGAUAUUCCCCCCCUCACAGACAAUGGAAGAGGAAAAUACACCAUUAUUAUAUAUGAGAAUAUUUUAAAGUAUGUAUCCAUGGACUCAUGGAAUAGAGAGCUUCUGGAAAAAUACUGUGUGGAAUACAGUGUUAGCAUAAUUGGUUUUCAUAAAGCCAAUGAGAACAGCUCCCCAAGUACAAAACUGAAAGGACUGCCAUUACAUCUUUACAAUAAUGUAGCCCUCAAAGACUGUGUGGUAAACCCUCAGUCUCCCCUGCUGCACAUUACCAAAGCACCAAGGGUUGAGAAAGGUCCGCUGCCCGGCGAAGACUGGACAGUUUUCCAGUUUAACCAUUCCACCUAUCAACCUGUGCUUUUAACCGAACUGCAGACCUCCAGACUGCCCCCCGCGGCAUUGCCAAAGGCUGCUUUGUAUGCCACCGUCAUCCAAGACUUGGGGCUUCAUGACGGGAUCCAGAGAGUCCUUUUUGGAAACAACCUGACCUUCUGGUUGCACAAACUGAUCUUUAUUGAUGCCAUUUCUUUCCUGUCGGGGAAGAAGCUCACGCUGUCCUUGGAUAGGUACAUUCUGGUCGACAUAGAUGACAUCUUCGUUGGGAAGGAGGGAACAAGGAUGAACGUCAACGAUGUGAAGGCUUUACUAGAGACUCAAAAUUUACUGCGCACUCAGGUUGCAAAUUUUACCUUCAACCUUGGAUUUUCAGGAAAAUUUUACCACACAGGGACUGAAGAGGAAGAUGAAGGUGAUGACCUGCUGUUGAGAUCUGUGGAUGAGUUUUGGUGGUUUCCCCAUAUGUGGAGUCACAUGCAGCCUCACCUCUUCCACAAUGAGUCGUCACUGGUGGAGCAGAUGAUCCUCAACAAAGAAUUUGCAAUAGAGCACGGCAUACCGACUGGCAUGGGGUACGCAGUGGCUCCGCACCACUCCGGAGUCUACCCAGUUCACAUCCAGCUGUAUGAGGCCUGGAAGAAGGUCUGGCACAUCCGAGUGACCAGCACAGAAGAAUACCCACACCUGAAGCCUGCACGGUACAGACGGGGCUUCAUCCACAAUGGCAUCAUGGUGCUCCCUCGACAGACCUGUGGCCUUUUCACUCAUACUAUUUUUUACAAGGAAUAUCCUGGGGGCCCUCAGGAGCUGGACAAAAGUAUCCGAGGAGGUGAACUCUUCCUCACCAUUCUCCUGAAUCCCAUCAGCAUCUUCAUGACCCAUUUGUCUAAUUAUGGGAACGACCGCCUGGGCUUAUACACCUUCGCGAACCUGGCCAACUUUGUAAAGAGCUCGACUAACCUGAAACUGCAGACGCUGCCCCCAGUUCAGCUGGCUCAGAAGUACUUUGAGCUCUUCCCGGAGCAGACGGACCCUCUUUGGCAGAAUCCGUGUGAUGAUAAGCGACACAGGGAUAUUUGGUCCAGAGACAAAACUUGUGACCACCUACCCAAAUUUCUUGUGAUAGGACCCCAGAAAACAGGAACAACAGCUCUUUAUUUAUUUCUUCUGAUGCAUCCUUCCAUUAUCAGCAAUCUCCCUAGUCCAAAAACUUUUGAAGAAGUUCAGUUCUUCAAUGGAAACAACUAUCACAAGGGAAUUGACUGGUACAUGGAUUUCUUCCCCACUCCUUCUAAUGUCACCACCGACCUCCUCUUUGAGAAAAGUGCCAACUAUUUCCAUUCCGAGGAAGCCCCUAAACGAGCUGCUUCCCUCAUCCCCAAGGCCAAGAUCAUCACCAUCCUCAUCGACCCAUCUGAUCGGGCCUAUUCCUGGUACCAGCAUCAGCGAUCCCAUGAGGACCCCGCUGCCCUGAAAUUCAAUUUUUAUGAAGUCAUUACAUCCAGCCAUUGGGCACCCUCGGAGAUAAGGACUCUCCAGAAGAGAUGCCUGACACCCGGAUGGUAUGCUGUCCAUAUUGAAAGAUGGUUAACUCAUUACCCUGCUUCACAGUUGCUUAUUAUUGAUGGACAGCAGCUAAGAAGUGACCCAGCUACUGUGAUGGAUGAAGUGCAGAAGUUUCUUGGAGUCUCUCCUCACUAUAAUUACUCUGAAGCUCUAACGUUUGACCCUCAGAAAGGCUUCUGGUGCCAGUUAUUGGAAGGAGGGAAAACAAAGUGCCUGGGUAAAAGCAAAGGUCGAAAAUAUCCACCAAUGGACCAAGAGUCUCGAGCGUUUCUGUCAAGCUACUACAGAGACCACAACGUGGAGUUGUCCAAGCUGCUGCACAGGCUGGGGCAGCCCCUGCCCUCCUGGCUGAGACAGGAGCUGCAGAAGGUCAGGUAGCACGCAAGGGUGGAGGACCCAAAUAAGGACGAUUUCCUUCACCGUCAGACCCCUUGCUUCUCCGACUCACUUGUGAUCAUCAGUAGAGGACCUCAUGAAUAACGCUCUUUCUAUCAAAAAAAAAAAAAAAAAAACCAACAAAAAAAAAACCCCCAAAACACAAAACAAUAAAAAAACACCAAACCCGACAACUGUUUGUAUGCACGCGCUGACAGUUACUAGCAUCGACCCCUUUUGUCAGCUUCCAGGAAAUAAUACAGAGCUACGUGGCAUUACUCUUUAUCCAGACCGGGAUUCGUGCAUAGCCUAGUUCCUCUGUUCAUCAGGAAGUACCAGAAACUGUGUGUAGGACGGAUUGACUUCAGUGUACAUGACAAAUUGCAGUCUGUCAGGACACGAGCAAAGGAUGGGAACAUCUCUCGCUGGACUGUGAGUUCAUCCUUUUAGCGUGACUGCAAAGGCGUGGACCUGUCUAUGGAUUCGAUUCCUCCAUCACUAUCCUAUCCAGAAAAGCUACCAAAAAUAAAUAAGGAUUUGCAAGCGACACAGAUUCUGAAGUGUUCAGUGCUCCAGUGACUGGAUAACUUUUAUAAGACUUAUUAUCAUUUCUGUAGUAUUUCGAAACAAAAGACAUCCUCUUGACAGAGCUGAGGAAAAGCUUCACUGUCUUGCCCAAGCUCUUUUUUUUUUUUUUCUUUCCCUUCCUACGUGACGACAGCAAAUCCAGUUGAACAAAUACUUGGUGUUGAAGACAAAGGAAUCAAAAUAAAUUUUGAUCACUCAAAGUAUUUUUGUUGUGGGGGGUGGUGAGGGAGGUCAAAGUCUGUAUUUGCUGGAAUUGUUUUAAAAAAUUGAUGUGCACACACCUUAUUAUUGGUUCUUCUCACUGCCGCAGAAUAAACACUUCUGAUGGUGUAUUAUA